This is a messenger RNA of Hansenula ciferrii, 1758 nucleotides long. RefSeq lists its product as uncharacterized. Bases 1 to 1758 code for a protein of 585 amino acids. NCBI's taxonomy places the organism in Eukaryota, Fungi, Ascomycota, Saccharomycetes, Phaffomycetales, Wickerhamomycetaceae. The transcript has a single exon. The record is from RefSeq and is a predicted model, not a curated record.
AUGACACUAAACACAAUGAUAAAUACUACUAUAACAACGAUAUUAACACCAUUUUUGAACAAAAUCAUUGAUACUUUCCAUACUUUAUAUUUUAAAAGAGAUAUUUUUGAAGCAUUAGGAAUUUGGUCAAGUUAUCCUAGAGGUCUCUGUGGACUUUAUAUUAGCCAUUCGUUUUAUAAUACAGUUUAUAGACCUUUUUGGAGAUUAUAUAAAAUAACAUUUCCAAUAAGGUAUUAUUUAGCUAAUAGAUUGAAAUCAUUAGGUGAAUGGAUUGAUUAUUCCAAGUCAAAUAUUAAACUUUUUUCAAUAAAGAAAGAUGAAGAUGUGGAUUUAGAAGGUUUUGAAGGUCCAAAGAUCAAUUAUAUUGGUAGAUUUGUAUCAAAUCAUAACGGGAAUGCUAAUGACAUUAAGUUUCCGAUGGAAAUUUGGGAAAUCAUUGCAAGCAUUGGUGACAUUAAUAACUCAAUCAUGAUGAGCAUCAAUAAAUCAUUCUUCUAUACAUUUGGACCAAAAAUCUAUGAUACUUUGAGAUUCACAAUUGUUUUGACCCCAUUAACCAAGAUGAAACUUACUGAUGAAGCUUAUUUAAAGAAUGGACCUGAUUAUAUCACAGCCAAGUAUUGUGAUUCAUAUUCAAUUUAUAAAAGACAUCAAGAGAGCCAGCAAUUUGAUUAUGAAUUUUUAGAUACUUCAAUUGAUAUUGAUCAAGAUUAUUUCAAACUUCUUGAUCAUAAUGAUACAAAAAGAAAUAGACAUCCUAUAUUGCUCUGGUAUAAAUCUAAGGGAUUUACAUUUGAAAGAUUAAAUCAACCUUUCGAAGUUAGAAGUUUAAAGAAAAUUCAAUUUAUUUUAAAGAAUGUUUUACAAAAUCCAAAUUCAAUAAUGAAGAAGUUCAUUAAAGAAAUCUUACUAGAUGUCUGUGUGUUUGAUGGUUUUGAUAAGCUUAUUACUAUGAAACAGAGCUCAUCAGUAAAUCCGCCUAUAAGCGGACAUGAAUCAUUAGAAGAGUUAAUUGAUCAAAAGGUAAAAAAUAAGGAAAAUGUUUCAGUUAUGAAAUUGGUUAAUACAGAUCAAGUUAUGCCUAUUCGUGUUGUUCCUUUAGAUGAUAAUUUCGAUAGAGUUAGAUGGAAAGAUUCACUUGAAGGGAAAAUUGUAAGAUUUUUCAAAAUUUGUAAUAACAUCAAGAACAAGCUUCCUCGUGCAUCUAUUAUAUCUGAUCUUCGUCACAUUUUCCCACAGAAUGUCUAUUUCAAAGAGAUGUUAUGUGUUUAUUUACUUUCUGAUCAACUUUAUUCACAUAGAUUAAGAAGAAGAAUAAGUAAAUUCCAGCAACGUCAAAUUAAAUAUUUUCAAAAGGCUAAUCCAAUAGAAUACUGGCAUCAAACUAUCAAGAAUAAUGUCUUUGAAAAAACAACAGGUGUACUUGAUAAAGAUGGUCAUUAUAGAAUGACUGUUACUGGUCAAUCAUGUGUUAAGAUUCAAAAUCGUGAAUUUAAAACCAAACAACAAGUUUAUGAAAUUUUCAAUGAUUUGAUUGAAACUUUGACCAAUAUCAAAUCAAAUGACAAUAGUAUUGAUCCAAUUGAAACAUCAAUUUUGAUGUUAGGUACAAAUGAUGGGAAACCACAAGUUUCAAAAGAGUUUACCGAAAAUGCAUCAUAUUUUUACGAACACCUUCCAGAUUUUUCUACUCUUCGAUUGGAACCUCAAUUGAUUCUUAUAAAUAAAUCAGCGACAAUAAAUGAUCCAAAAGUUUGA